AUGCACUUUGCCGAAUGCGCAUGCAAUUUUGGCCAACCACCAUCCGGAACCAAUGUAAUAGAAAACGGUACAAGCUAUCAGUACAUCAUACCAGCUUACAAGUCCUCAUGUUGUGGAAUACUACAAAGAGUGGACUUCCGGAGUCGUAACUAUGGACUAAUCGAUUUUCAGAUCUGGAGGGAAACAGCCACGAACGAUUAUACAUUGAUGCAUAGUUACAAUUACUAUGUCCCAGAGGUGGAUAAAACACUCUCUCUGUACACUGGUGAUGAUAUGUUAAUUCAAGGAGAUGACAUCAUUGGCUGGUACUCUACAGAUUACGAAAUCGUCCCUUAUUCUACCUCUACCUCGGAUCAGAACAUACAGUUAAAAGGAAUUAUUGGAUUUUCUGAGGGAGACUCUUAUUCCCUGAAUACACCGUUUGUUCCAAACAGAAAUUACCACAUCCGAUACUUUGUCGCUGAUUGCAUCAUAAGUACCGCUGGUCCUUUAACCACAGGCACGUAUAGCGCUAGGGUGCAGGUCCGAGAUCCAUGUGGCAAGAAAGAACAACAAGAUCUCACUGUCCAGAUCCUCAAUAUGCCUCCUGAAAUCCUAAACCUUCCUUCCUCUGUGGAUCUCUCAGAAUCGACUCAGAUCGAAUCCCUACUUUAUACUCUAACUCUCCUGGACCAGUCCGGAAACGACACAGUCACAUGUUCCCUCAACCAAACAUCUCCAGCUGGCGCGCCUUUUGUUGUGAAAUAUAUAUCCGGGACUUCUAAUAUUGGAAUCUUUAGUCUUGCGUCUCCAAAUUUUGACUAUGAUAAUUCCUCUAGCUAUGAAGUGAUGGUAGAUUGUACAGAUUCAAAGGACACUGUUUCAAAUUCACUGUUUGUUUACCUAAUCAAAAACGCAGAACCCUUGGUACAUAAUUUACCAAACGUAAUUACCAUUCCCAGCACCACUGCAGUAGGGACCAUUGUGUUUGUCGUCAAUAGUACAGAUGCAGAGAACGACCAACUGAUACACACUCUCAACUACUGCACGUCGUGUCCAUUCACUAUCAGUCAAUCUGGACACAUUUUCCUUCAAACGAGUAUUGCAAAUGCCUCUAAAUUUUCGUACAAUUUGUACGUGGUGGUUUCCGAUAGAUUUGGAUCAGUAACGGACAAACUCCUUACUAUAUUGGUGACAGGUGGACAAAUAACGGUAAUAGAAGCUCUGGACUAUGAAACUGGCGUUACCAUGUACAAUUUUUCAUUUACUGUCAGCGAUGGAAAAGUAUCUGCUCCCAAGGCAACCUUAAGAAUAUCCAUACAAUCCAAGAAUGAGCCACCAGUAUUUGCUAACCAAGUAUAUCAAGUGUCUAGGGAUGAGGGAAGCUCAAGAGAUACAUUCCCAAACCCAGGUUUUAUUGUCAGCGAUCCAGACACGGGAGACACGUGGACCUAUAACAUUGCUGGAGGAGAUUUUUAUGGUCGGUUUUGGAUUGAUCCAAGCUCGGGAAUUCUCCAGUUCAAUACGCAGUACAUUGUGGACAAACCAAACUUGAUGCCAUCCUCUGUAAACCUCAUAAUUGCUGCGGUAGACCAGUCUGGAGCAAGUGGAACAACCACAUUAUCCGUGACAAUCACAGACUCCAACAACAGAACGCCUUAUUUUCCAAACACCGAGUAUCGCUGCACCGUGAUAUAUGACGUACCCGUCCAGUCCUCCGUGGCCUACAUCACAGCGUCAGAUGAUGACUUCGGACCUACCUAUAAUCAGAUCAGCUACUCCAUCAAACCGGAACUGGAUUAUGAAUAUUUUGAUAUCAAUGCAAACGCAUUGCUCACAACCCUGAAAUCCCUUAAACAAUUUGAAAAUAGCACAAAGCUGUAUACUGUUGUUAAAGCCCGAGACAAGGGAACCAGGGAGUCAUCCGUGACGGUCACAGUGAUUGUGCAGCAAGGGACCGGCGACAGUUUCUUUGACGACCCAAACACAGUGGCCUGGUUUGCAGCGCUUAUGGUGAUACUAGUCAUACUGCUGGCAGUCGCGAUCGUCUGUCUCUACCGUUUCUGUAAAUAUGGUUACAUCUUCUCAAAGAAAGGACUCUGUCGAAAGUAAGUAUUUACAGUAGUUAUUGCAUACACGUUUUUAUCCGUCGUGCUCUUUCUUUAAUUUUAGAUAGUUUGAACCUCUUUUCAUUCCAUUUCAUUAGUGUGAUUGCUCUUAAUUUAUUUUCAGUUGUAGAAGCAAAAAAAUUCAUUUUGAUAGAGACGAAAAAUAUAAAAGAAACUUUAAACGUAAGUAAUAUCAUGUUCAUGUAUAUCAAUAUUACUUAUGUUUACAUGUAUAUAGGUG
This is a messenger RNA of Ostrea edulis (European flat oyster), 2328 nucleotides long. Its product is annotated as protocadherin Fat 3-like. Gene Ontology annotation, molecular function: cadherin binding; calcium ion binding. The transcript is spliced from 13 exons. The record is from RefSeq and is a predicted model, not a curated record. Gene Ontology annotation, biological process: cell morphogenesis; multicellular organism development; homophilic cell-cell adhesion. Bases 1 to 2091 code for a protein of 696 amino acids. Gene Ontology annotation, cellular component: membrane; adherens junction; axon terminus. NCBI's taxonomy places the organism in Eukaryota, Metazoa, Mollusca, Bivalvia, Ostreida, Ostreidae.